UUCAUAACCGUUACAUAUUUUCUUUGUUGUACUUUGAAUUAUUAGGUUUUUUAAUCACAAUUUUCUGGGUAGCUUUUCCAAUUUGUCUCUUUUUGAUACUUUCAUUUUUAAAAAUUUAAAACUUUAAUCUAUUAAUUUUUAUAUUGUGUUAAAAUAUCCAUUACAUAAAAUUUACCAUUUUUAGGUGCACAUUUCCCUAGUAGUAUCUGUUGAAUUUUUAUACUUUUGGAAACUCAAAUUGUCUUAUCUGUUCCAUUUUAAAGAGGAAAUCAAAUGUGGAUUAAAUAUUUCUUAAUCCAGAGCCUUUUGAAUGAAAUGAGGAGAGCACUAAUCCACAUUUGCUUUCCUCUUAUGUCCGUACUUUCUAAUAAGAAAAUGUGAGCCCAGACACUUUUUGUGGUCUUUAAUUUCAUUCUUAUAUAAAAUUGGGAAUAUAGAUGAUAACUUAAUCAAUGUUACAUGAAAGGGGUCUAAGUUACAAAAUAUUCCUAUUUGCUUUAACACUGAAUCAGGUUUUUAAACUACUUAAUGUUCAAUUUGUCAUAAAAGUUUGAUGUUAUUUUUUGGUAUUAUUUUGUAUAUAUCAGACAAGAUUUCUAAGUUACAAUAAUAGGCUGUUCUCCAAAAUUGUUAAGCUAAAUUUCUAUCAGGAUGGGCUCCUGAUAGAGCCCAUCUUUAUGUCUUCUGCCCAGAUUGGUUUGGUUUAAGCUAUUGGACUGUGACUUUGACCUUCCAAGCCAUAUUCAUAAGAACAACAUAUGCUUCACUGUUGACAUGAAAAGACAAAACCAAAGCUCUGUGGUUGAAUUCAUCCUCUUGGGCUUUUCUAACUUCCCUGAACUCCAAGAGCAGCUCUUUGUGGUUUUCUUGGUGGUUUACCUGGUGACUCUGCUGGGAAAUGCCAUCAUCAUAGUCGUCAUCUCCCUGGAACAGAGCCUGCACGUCCCCUUGUACCUGUUCCUCCAGAACUUGUCUGUGGUGGAUAUGGGUAUCAGUGCGGUCAUUAUGCCUGUUAUGCUGGUGAUCCUUUCCACUGAGAAGAUGAGGAUUUUUACAGUGGGCUGUUUUGCACAAAUGUACUUCAUUCUUCUUUUUGGUGUGACUGAAUGUUUUCUUCUGGGGGCAAUGGCUUAUGACCGAUUUACUGCAAUCUGCCAUCCUCUGAGCUACCCAAUGAUUAUGAACAAAAUAGUUUUUGUGAAACUAGUUACAUUCUCAUGGGUCUCAGGGAUCACAGUGGCUACUGUGCAGACCACAUGGGUGUUUAGUUUUCCCUUUUGUGGCUCCAAUGAAAUUAAUCAUCUCUUCUGUGAGACUCCGCCAGUGUUAGAGCUUGCAUGUGCAGACACCUUUUUGUUUGAGAUCUAUGCAUUCACUGGCACCAUUCUGACAGUUAUUGUUCCAUUCUCAUUGAUACUCUUGUCAUAUGUUCGAAUUCUCUUUGCCAUCCUGAAGAUGCCAUCAACCACUGGGAGGCAAAAGGCCUUUUCCACCUGUGCCUCCCAUCUCACAUCUGUUACCCUCUUCUAUGGCACAGCCAGUAUGACUUACUUACAACCCAAAUCUGGCUACUCCCCAGAAACCAAGAAGCUGAUGUCCUUGGCUUACACGUUGCUCACACCUCUGCUGAAUCCACUGAUCUACAGCUUGCAAAACAGUGAGAUGAAAAGAGCUUUGAUGAAAUUAUGGAGAAGAAAAGUGGAUAUACAUACAUUCUGAGUGUGUUGAGAAACCAUGUGAUAUUUGGUCUUGUGUGACUGCACUGUACUUAAGUUUACUUAUGGUGAAAAUAGUUUACAUUCCUUUCUAUGAAUGUAUCAAUCUGUUGAGUUCUCCAAGUUUGAAAAUAUAUGAAGGAAAUAUAUCUCUUUAGAUAGUGUAUUCACAUUCAUUUUUCAUAGAUGUAUAACUUUGAUGACAUAUGAUAUAACAAUUUAUUUAUCAUUUCCUCUAUUGUGAACAUCCAUGUUGUUACUGGACUAUUGUCAUUAAGAUAAAACUUUAAUAAAAAACUUGAUCCAUAUGUUCAUAUGUGUUGAAAUUUUAUUUCUGUAUGAUAGAUUCCUUAAACUAAGCUUGAGAGAAUGAAGAAUAUGUGUAGUUAUAAAUUUUAAUAGCUGUUACAGAAUAAAUUUUCAAAAUCUUUGUAACUCCUUUUGACUGAUCUGAAGUCCCACUCUGGUGAAUUACUGAAGUAGAACACCAAGAGACCAACAAACAGAUGAGAUUUAAUCUCUAGAGUGAAAAGCUAUCCCAUGAACAUGUAAAGAAAGUUGAGUUAUUCUGGGAGACCAAACCGUUCUACUUAAGGGACUCACACAGAUUAUAAUUCAAAACAGAAUUUCUCUUGUUUCUGUUUUACAUAUUUAUCCAAUAUUGGUGACUAGAGAACUCCAUGGAAACUUCCUAAAGUCUUACUUGAUAAUAUUCAUAUCUUUUUCACUUGUAGACCACAGUUUUUAAGACAUUUUCUAAAUUUCCCUUUGUUGGCCUAAAAUGCCCCUGAUACCUUUCUUAUAAACAAUAGAUAAUUUUUUUUUCCUGUGGGAACCAAUAUGGUAAAUAAAUGAGCAUAUUUUCUAUGGUUACUGAGGCAGACCAUAAGUUGUGACCUUUCCAGCAUGAUUAAUUUCUCAUUUUGAAACAUUUGGAAGCUUUAAUGCUUGCUUCUAAUUUUAAUGUUGCUACUGAGUUGGACAGGACUUUGUGACUAAACAACUGUGAAUAGAGAAGGACCCUUUCAUUGAAUUGUGUUACAGGAGCUCCUACUGUCCUUAGUUUCUGCCCCAGAGAUAUUAGUAAAUGGGCAAAACAUCCUUUGCAUUUAAAUUUUUUUUUAAAUUUUGGCAGAAAACAGCCUUUAUGGACAACUAUUUCUGCCAAAAAUGAGUUGUGGAGAUAGAAACCUGAUUGUAUUUUUAAAAAAGGAUCCCUGUGAUGGGCUUGAUCGGGUAUGAAUCAUUCAAAGUACAUAUUAAGCAGGCCUCCCUAUGCCUGGUGAACUUGACACAUUUGUGCUUGGGGUGUUAUCCCAUCAUAAUGAAUGAUAUAAGAGGGAUCCUUGAAUUGGAUUCUGUGAUGAAAAUCCCUUCUCCUCAGCAUAAGUGGUACAUUUCCCACUGGACACAGAUUAGAUUGAAUGAAUUUCAAAGUGUUGUUGGCAAAUUCAUUGCUGCCAAGAGGGGUAAGCUUCCUUAGAGAAUGGAGCAAAUUGCUCAAGAAAAGCAGCAAUAAGAAGUAUACAACACACACACACACACACACACACACACACACACAAGAAGUAUACAAAGGGAACCUUCAUUCUGGCCUCAUCAUCUGGUUCUGGACAAAGCCCAGCCUGCAGAUUCAUUCAUCUCUUCACUCUUUUGCAACUGAGCCAAUGGUCUCAUUGCUCAAGACAGUUUAGGCCCUUGAUUUACACAAAUACUCAGUGAGAUCAAUAAUUUGUGAUUAUUUUACAGAGAAAAUAAUGGAAUUUUGGAGGUUAAAGUAUUUGCUUAAAUUAUACAAGCAAGUCUAGGCCUUUUGAUUCUCAGUUUAAAAGGUCUGUUUGAAAUCAUUUGUAAUGAUAUUUUUCUAAACAAUUUAAAGUGGCUGUACAUUUCUAGUACAUAUGAUCAAAAAAUUCUUGGUUGAAAGGGUGGGCAGGAGGGUAUCCAGGCUUUUUACAAAGAGGCUUCCAUCUUCUUGACCUAGCUUGUAUUAGGCCCUGCAUAAACUGUAUGUUCUACCCAGUCAUUCCUCACCCUCUGGCUCACCUGCCAUUGCUCAUGCCCUCACCCCACCAUUCUCUUCUUUCCCCAGUUAAAACCUUUAUUUAG
This is a messenger RNA of Bubalus bubalis (water buffalo), 3824 nucleotides long. Its product is annotated as olfactory receptor 10A3-like. The record is from RefSeq and is a predicted model, not a curated record. Gene Ontology annotation, biological process: G protein-coupled receptor signaling pathway. Gene Ontology annotation, cellular component: membrane. NCBI's taxonomy places the organism in Eukaryota, Metazoa, Chordata, Mammalia, Artiodactyla, Bovidae. The coding region runs from base 775 to 1719 and encodes 314 amino acids. Gene Ontology annotation, molecular function: olfactory receptor activity; G protein-coupled receptor activity. The transcript has a single exon.